UUCUCGCUGACGAUAGAACGUAUUCGGAGACUCGCGUGUUUUCUCGUGAUAUUGUUGUUUGCUGUGUGCUGUGCUGUGACGAGAAUAUUGCAAAAAUGAGUAAGUGUGAGCAGCAACAGCGCGAUAAGGAGAAGGAGGAGGAGAACAAAAUGGAGAUACUCUUGGAGCUCAAUAUGAAGCAGAAGUUGGCCACUCGUCUCUGCAUUCUGAUAUUUGGCAGUCUUGUCUUUGCCUUCUUCUGCUCGGACAGCGCCUUGGCCAGCCUCACACUGGGUGCUCUAAUGGCUCUCACGCUGCGGAGUCCCACAAAUAUCUAUGCCUUGGCGAUGACGUGUCGCAGGGAUCUCCUUGCUUUUCACCGCUUUGUGGCACUCAACUUCUAUCUGCUUCGCAAGGAUCGCAAGGGCUGCACCGUGGCCCACUGUUUUGAGGAAGUGGCACUGCAGCAGCCAAGCAAAACUUGCUUCAUAAUGGACGAUCGUCGUCUCAGCUUCGGCGAGGCGCUGCUCUACAGCCAGAAGGUGGCCGGUUACUUCCAGCAACGGGGAUUGCAACGCGGCGACUGCGUUGCCCUGCUAAUGGAAACUCGCGUGGAGUACACCUGCAUAUGGAUGGGUCUCAGUCAGCUGGGUGUUGUCACGGCGCUGAUAAACUCGCACCUGCGUGGCGACUCGCUGCUGCACUGCAUCCGGGUGGCCAAGGCGGCGGCACUGAUCGUGGGCGCUGAACUAGCUGAUGUGCUGGCUGCAAUGCCUUCACUCGACAUUCCCAUCUAUCAGUUUACGGAUCAGGAGCAGCACCAGCUACUGCCAGGUGCCACUGAGCUAAGCAAUGCGCUCAACGCCCAAACCCCUCUGCCCCUGAGUCGCAGCUUGGAGUGCUCCGCCCGGGACAAGCUGCUCUAUGUUUAUACCUCGGGCACCACGGGAUUGCCGAAGGCUGCAGUCAUCACCAAUCUGCGGUUUCUCUUCAUGUCAGCGGGCACCUUCUACAUGUUGGGACUGAAUCGCGAUGAUGUGGUCUACAAUCCCUUGCCCUUGUACCACACUGCCGGAGGCAUCGUGGGCGUGGGUAACGCCCUGCUUAAUGGCAGCACCGUGGUGCUUCGGAAGAAGUUCUCGGCAUCAAAUUUCUGGAGCGACUGCAGCAAGAACAACUGCUCCGUCGCCCAGUACAUUGGUGAGUUGUGUCGAUAUCUGCUAGCCACGCCCUACGCGAAAGCGGGGCAGCAAUCUCAGCAGCCCCAGCAUCAGCUGCGCCUCAUGUACGGCAACGGACUCAGGCCGCAGAUCUGGACGCAGUUCGUCACCCGCUUUGGCAUUCCGCAAAUCGGGGAGAUCUAUGGCGCUACCGAGGGCAACUCCAAUCUGAUCAACAUCACUAAUCGCAUUGGCGCCAUUGGCUUUGUGCCCGUCUUCGGUCGCAAGCUGUACCCAGUUCAGAUUCUGCGCUGCGACGAGUUGACGGGUGAACCUCUGCGAGAUGCGAAGGGUCACUGCAUGCGCUGUGCUCCUGGGGAGGCGGGACUGUUGGUGGGUCAGGUGGAUGCCAGGCGAGCGGUGAGUGCCUUCCAUGGAUACGCGGAUAAGGAGGCCUCGGAGCAGAAGCUGCUGAGGAAUGUGUACACCAAGGACGAUUGUUACUUCAACUCCGGCGACAUGGUUGUCUGUGAUAUACUGGGCUUCUUCUACUUCAAGGAUCGCACCGGCGACACGUUCAGAUGGCGCGGGGAAAAUGUGGCCACCCAAGAGGUCGAGGCCAUCAUUACCAACUGCAUUGGACUCAACGACUGUGUUGUGUAUGGCGUUCAGAUCCCCCAUGUGGAGGGCAAGGCUGGUAUGGCUGCCAUUGUGGAUCCGUCACGCAAGGUGGACAUCGAUUAUCUCUCGAUUGUGAUACGUGGCAGUCUGCCUCCCUAUGCGCGUCCGCUCUUUAUCCGCCUGAUGGACGAGAUUCCUCGGACCGCGACGUUCAAGUUGAAGAAGCGUGAGCUAGCACUUGAAGGAUACGAUCUGGACAGAGUCAGCGAUAUCAUUUACUAUCUGAAUCGCGAUGGCGUCUACAGAGAGCUAAGCGCGGAGCAGUACAAGUCCUUGCAGGCGGGCACUGCAGGACUCUGAGGAUGAAGGCGUGGCUCACUUUGAUAUUAACUGCAAUUGUUUUUUGUAUAUACACACACACUCACGCUUACAACCACUUACUUAGUUGUAACACUCAAAAGAAUCGACUGAUGAAACUUUAGCAAAAGCCGAGCGCGUUUCAUUCCAAUAACUUGGCCAUAAAAAAAGACAGCUGAACCGAUAAUGGUCGCCAAUACAUUCCCGGUUGCUCCUGCACCACAUAAGACA
Molecule: messenger RNA, 2348 nt
Organism: Drosophila albomicans
Lineage: Eukaryota; Metazoa; Arthropoda; Insecta; Diptera; Drosophilidae
Gene: Fatp3
Product: long-chain fatty acid transport protein 4
Exons: 4
Coding region: 96-2120 (674 amino acids)
Biological process (GO): triglyceride homeostasis
Cellular component (GO): endoplasmic reticulum
Molecular function (GO): long-chain fatty acid transmembrane transporter activity; long-chain fatty acid-CoA ligase activity
Source: RefSeq, a predicted model, not a curated record